Molecule: messenger RNA, 5635 nt
Organism: Gorilla gorilla gorilla (western lowland gorilla)
Lineage: Eukaryota; Metazoa; Chordata; Mammalia; Primates; Hominidae
Gene: ARHGEF18
Product: Rho/Rac guanine nucleotide exchange factor 18
Exons: 20
Coding region: 384-3431 (1015 amino acids)
Biological process (GO): small GTPase-mediated signal transduction
Molecular function (GO): guanyl-nucleotide exchange factor activity
Source: RefSeq, a predicted model, not a curated record
CUCGCGCGGCUUCCCGCUUCCGGCUCCCAGCUGCUAGCUACUGUGGAUUCGGGGAGGCCGGGCGGAGGCGUCGGAGGCGGCUGCGAGAGUGGCGGAGGAGCUGGCGGAGAGCGGCAGAGGAGCUGGCGGAGAGCGGCCUGCGCGCGAUCGGGCCGAGGAAAUGGAGCGAGAACGUCUUCUUGGAUAACGAGCUGCUGACCUCCAAGAUCCUGUCUGUGCUGCGGCCGCAGUCGGAGCGGGGCUUCCGCGCCGGGGACCUCCGCUACCCGACCCACUUUCUCAGCACCAACUCUGUCCUUGCCUCUGUCACAGCCUCGCUCAAGGAGCACCCCCGGGGCACCCUCCUGUCCGAUGGCAGCCCGGCCCUGUCCAGGAAUGUCGGUAUGACGGUCUCUCAGAAAGGGGGUCCCCAGCCAACACCGAGCCCGGCUGGCCCUGGGACGCAACUCGGACCAAUCACAGGAGAGAUGGAUGAAGCCGAUUCUGCAUUUUUAAAAUUUAAGCAGACAGCUGAUGACUCUCUGUCCCUUACAUCUCCAAACACCGAGUCCAUUUUUGUAGAAGAUCCCUACACCGCCUCGCUGAGGAGUGAGAUUGAGUCAGAUGGCCACGAGUUUGAAGCUGAGUCCUGGAGCCUCGCCGUGGAUGCAGCCUACGCCAAGAAGCAAAAGAGGGAGGUGGUGAAAAGACAAGAUGUCCUUUAUGAGCUGAUGCAGACGGAGGUGCACCACGUGCGGACGCUCAAGAUCAUGCUGAAGGUGUACUCCAGGGCCCUGCAGGAAGAGCUGCAGUUCAGCAGCAAGGCCAUUGGCCGCCUCUUCCCAUGCGCUGACGACCUGCUGGAGACGCACAGCCACUUCCUCGCUCGGCUCAAGGAGCGCCGCCAGGAGUCCCUGGAGGAGGGCAGUGACCGGAAUUAUGUCAUGCAGAAAAUCGGCGACCUCCUGGUUCAGCAGUUUUCAGGUGAAAAUGGGGAGAGAAUGAAAGAAAAGUACGGUGUGUUUUGUAGUGGCCACAAUGAAGCUGUUAGUCAUUACAAGUUGCUGCUUCAGCAAAACAAGAAAUUUCAAAACUUGAUCAAGAAAAUUGGUAACUUCUCCAUCGUGCGGCGGCUUGGCGUGCAGGAGUGCAUUCUCCUGGUUACACAGCGCAUAACCAAAUACCCAGUGCUGGUGGAGCGCAUCAUCCAGAACACGGAAGCUGGCACUGAGGACUAUAAAGACCUGACCCAGGCCUUGAACCUCAUCAAAGAUAUCAUCUCACAAGUGGAUGCCAAGGUCAGUGAGUGUGAGAAGGGCCAGCGCCUCAGGGAGAUCGCAGGGAAGAUGGACCUGAAGUCCUCCAGCAAACUCAAGAAUGGGCUCACCUUCCGCAAGGAAGACAUGCUUCAGCGGCAGCUCCACCUGGAGGGCAUGCUAUGCUGGAAGACCACAUCAGGGCGCUUGAAAGAUGUCCUGGCCAUCCUGCUGACCGACGUACUUUUGCUGCUACAAGAAAAAGAUCAGAAAUAUGUCUUUGCUUCUGUGGACUCAAAGCCACCCGUCAUCUCGUUACAAAAGCUCAUCGUGAGGGAAGUGGCCAACGAGGAGAAAGCGAUGUUUCUGAUCAGCGCCUCCUUGCAAGGGCCGGAGAUGUAUGAAAUCUACACGAGCUCCAAAGAGGACAGGAACGCCUGGAUGGCCCACAUCCAAAGGGCUGUGGAGAGCUGCCCUGACGAGGAGGAGGGGCCCUUCAGCCUGCCCGAAGAGGAAAGGAAGGUGGUCGAGGCCCGCACCACGAGACUCCGGGACUUUCAAGAGCGGUUGAGCAUGAAAGACCAGCUGAUCGCACAGAGCCUCCUAGAGAAACAGCAGAUCUACCUGGAGAUGGCCGAGAUGGGCGGCCUCGCAGACCUGCCCCAGCCCCGAGGCCUAUUCCGUGGAGGGGACCCAUCCGAGACCCUGCAGGGGGAGCUAAUUCUCAAGUCGGCCAUGAGCGAGAUCGAGGGCAUCCAGAGCCUGAUCUGCAGGCGGCUGGGCAGCGCCAACGGCCAGGCGGAAGAUGGAGGCAGCUCCACAGGCCCACCCAGGAGGGCUGAGACCUUCGCGGGCUACGACUGCACAAACAGCCCCACCAAGAAUGGCAGUUUCAAGAAGAAAGUCAGCAGCACUGACCCCAGGCCCCGAGACUGGCGAGGCCCCCUAAACAGCCCGGACUUGAAGCUCAGUGACAGUGACAUUCCUGGGAGCUCUGAGGAAUCGCCGCAGGUGGUGGAGGCGCCAGGCACGGAAUCCGAUCCCCGUCUGCCCACCGUUCUGGAGUCGGAGCUUGUCCAGCGGAUCCAGACACUGUCCCAGCUGCUCCUGAACCUUCAGGCGGUAAUCGCCCACCAGGACAGCUAUGUGGAGACGCAGCGGGCUGCCAUCCAGGAGCGGGAGAAGCAGUUCCGGCUGCAGUCGACGCGUGGGAACCUGCUGCUGGAGCAGGAGCGGCAACGCAACUUCGAGAAGCAGCGGGAGGAGCGCGCGGCCCUGGAGAAGCUGCAGAGCCAGCUGCGGCAGGAGCAGCAGCGCUGGGAGCGCGAGCGCCAGCGGCAGCACCAGGAGCUGGAGCGUGCGGGCGCGCGGCUGCAGGAGCGCGAGGGCGAGGCGCGGCAGCUACGCGAGCGGCUGGAGCAGGAGCGGGCCGAGCUGGAGCGCCAGCGCCAGGCCUACCAGCACGACCUGGAGCGGCUGCGCGAGGCCCAGCGUGCCGUGGAGCGCGAGCGGGAGCGCCUGGAGCUGCUGCGCCGCCUCAAGAAGCAGAACACCGCGCCAGGCGCGCUGCCGCCCGACACACUGGCCGAGGCCCAGCCCCCAAGCCACCCUCCCAGCUUCAACGGGGAAGGGCUGGAGGGCCCUCGGGUGAGCAUGCUGCCAUCCGGCGUGGGGCCAGAGUACGCAGAGCGCCCCGAGGUGGCUCGCCGGGACAGCGCCCCCACCGAGAGCCGGCUGGCCAAGAGCGAUGUGCCCAUCCAGCUGCUCAGCGCCACCAACCAGUUCCAGAGGCAGGCGGCCGUGCAGCAGCAGAUCCCCACCAAGCUGGCGGCCUCCACCAAGGGUGGCAAGGACAAGGGCGGCAAGAGCAGGGGCUCUCAGCGCUGGGAGAGCUCAGCGUCCUUCGACCUGAAGCAGCAGCUGCUGCUCAACAAGCUCAUGGGGAAAGAUGAGAGCACCUCACGGAACCGCCGCUCGCUGAGCCCUAUCCUGCCCGGCAGACACAGCCCUGCGCCCCCACCAGACCCUGGCUUCCCCGCCCCGAGCCCACCACCAGCUGACAGCCCCUCCGAGGGCUUCUCUCUCAAGGCCGGGGGCACAGCCCUCCUGCCCGGGCCCCCAGCUCCCUCGCCACUGCCGGCCACACCACUCAGCGCCAAGGAGGACGCCAGCAAAGAAGACGUCAUCUUCUUCUAAAAGGGCCGUGACUCAAGGUGCAAGGCCCCUCCCUGCCCUGCCCACCCUUCCUGCUCUCUGGGGACCCCCAUGGGGUCACCAUGCCCACCCAGCUGUCCCCUCCUCUUCCCUAGCAAACCACCGAUGACCGCCUGGCAGGGGCCAGCCUGUCGGCGCUCUGGGCCUCGCAGCUGUUUCUGUAGGGUUAGCGGUGGUGCCGGGGUCACUUUCUGAAUCUCUUUUUUUUUUUUUUUUUUCAAAAAGGAAAGUUUUUAAUGGAAAGUUGAGCCAGAACUAAACCAGGGAGCUGUCUGAAAUCAUAGCACCCCAUCCGGGUGGCGGGGAGAUCAACUCCGAGCUGUUUUUCCGAGGCAGUGAGGAACGGUGCCGGCUCUGCACGGAGCUGAGGACAGGACAGACCUUGCUUUGAGAAGGAGCUGCCGGCCAGGGCCACGCUCCACAGCCGCCGCGUGACAGUGGAGCCAAGGGUUAGGGCACCAGGAGGGGCCAGGUGGCAUCGGCAGCAUCUGUCCCCAGAAUCAGGCAGAAUCCACUUCCCAAACAGAGCCCCACGCAGGUUCACCACGAACCUCAGGGCCAGGGAAUGAGCCAGGCACGGGGGCAUGGGCAGAGAGGGCCACGGGGCAGGGCCCACUGAGGGAACAUCAGUGGCCCUCCAGUCAGGUUCUGUGGGUUUGGAAGCCCAUCGUGAAAGGGGCUGACCUUUGCCCCUUUUUACUUGGCAUUGGUUUUGAAACCAGCUGUUUCCCAAACUCUGCUUCCCAAGGGCAACCGUUGCUGUUCACACGCUCAGCCUGUCUGGGGGAGCGGGCCUCUAGCUUCAGCCAGGGCGGGUACACACCCUGGGCACAGGGUCCUCAGCCCCCGGGAAAUGAGCUCCCAGGGCUGGCGUCCCACCUUCCAGGUGGGGCUGGCACAUCACAGACUGUCGAGAGCGCCAUGUCCCAGGGCAUGCAGAGGAAGCACCUAGAGACGUUGCAGCAAGUGGACAAGUGGCCGCUGGGCGGGCCCCUCGCUUGUAGUGAGUUGUUGCAGCUCCCGGUCCGUCCCCUGGAGGGGUGGAGGACGGAGGUGUCGGGCAGCAUCAAAGGUGCUGGGACAUCCCAGGGUGGCGAGAUCCAUCCAUGAUCCGGCUCCGGUGGAGAAAGGGCCCAUGUCAAGCCUUGUUCUGCACCCAAGCAUUGGUGGCAGGACUGGGUCCUGGCUGAUCGUCCCUGUUCCCAGUGGGGUACACGUGAGCCCCUGCCAGGGCCAAGUCCUUCUCCCGAACCCAGGGUCCUGGGAACCGCAGAUCCCGGGGGGAUUCAGCCCUUCUCCCACUGCGCUGGCAGAGGCAAUCCUGUGACGCUGAAUACAGUGAACGGGGACAUUCCCGCCACUCGGGGACAGACGGGCACAGGGGAGGGGAAACUCCAUCAGGAAGUGCUCCCCUGGGCAGAGGCGCCCACUGGGUGCUGUGGGCUCAGGAGGGGGCGGGGCAGGAGCUGGGGGCGGGGCAGGAGCUGGUGCCAACCGGGAACCAGAGCCCCACAGCCAUACAGCCCAUCGGUGACAAGGUCCUGAGAACACAGUGAGUGGCCAGGUGUCCCCAGGCUCCUGGCCCCUCCGACGACCUCAACUCUGCCCAGCCCGGUCCCUGGCCAUCAGCGACGCUGUCCGCCCCCGUCAGGUCCCAUGUGUGCCAUGUUGAUCAUCAGUGUUUUGUAUUUUUGUACUGAGUAUCGGAGCACUUUACAAAAGCUGACUGUACGUUCCUGUUCUGUUGUGACGAGAACAUUCCCAGACCCUGGCACCCUCCUGAGCCGGCGUGUGCCGGUCCAGCCCUCCAAGAUGCCACAAUUCCUUGGAUGGGGGAGAAGUUCAAGGAAUUUCUGCUCGGCCACGCGGUGGGAACCCCGCGUCCCCGCCAUGUGGCAGAGGGGUCUCAGUCGUGCUAGGCAUCGGGCGGCAGCGCCGACAGCCCUUCCCUCGCCAGUGCCCCUCGGCCACUCCUGGGUUGGAGCCCGAUUUUAUUUGUAAAGUUGACAGUCGAGCAUAUGUCCGUAUUUUCGUGGGAUCUGCACACGUCUUUGUCAGUUGUGGUCAUGAUCUUAGUCGCCUGCUAAUUAUUUUUACAAUGAUUACAACAUUUCCUCACCGCGGGGUAGUUCUGACCCGCUUUAGAACUUAAGACCUGAUUCUAGCAAUAAACGUGUCCGAGAUGA